AUACGCGCAUGGUAUAUUAUUCAAUGUUGCUUAUAAUUCUCUAUAUAUAGGUAUAGGUACUCGUUGCGAACGCCAGCCAUUAUCGCUCGUCGGUCAACAAUAAUUUCAACAACGAUACAGCAACCAGCAGCAGAGUGAGCUGUUCCAGGUGACUGCUGGAGAUGAGAUAGGUACGGAUAUCACCGAGCAGAAGACUACCCAUAUAUACAAGGAGCAAACCCGAGGACUUUGUUCAGUCGUGUUAAAUCAUAAGACCCAAUAAUGUAUUCAAUGUAUUCAAUUGCAUUCACAGCAGUAUGUUUAAUCAUUUGUUCGUGUCUGCGUCCGACCAUUUAUGCCAAGGAAAUCAAUCGACCGGUUAAAAACGACGACGACUGUUCGCUAUGGGUGGCCGAAAAAAACCAGUCCAAAAUGCCCAUACCGUUCACGAGCAACGGCAAACAGUACGCGAUCAUCUAUCCGGAUGAAAAGGGCAGGCUGCACGCGGAGAAAGGGCGCAGUUUCAAGCUGUCGUGCGCCACUGCCAAGUUCGCGUCGAGCGAACUGCGGCGGGACGAUUCCUCCGACGCGUUGGUCACGUGCGUCGGCGGCGACGUGCUCGCGUACCGAGGCCAGACGUACCGGUACGCCGCCUUCCAGUGCGACGGCAUGCCCAAGUCGGAGCUCCGCGUCACCGACGAAGUGUGCCAGCCGGCCAACUACACCGUGGCCGUGGUCGGUUUCCGGACGGAUCGCGCGUUCCUCCGGCUGUACGGCAUGUGCUUCGACAAGUCGACCAAGAACAGCCUGUACACUUGGUACGACGCCCGGUCGCCGUACUACGACAACCACCAGAAGUAUAGCAAGCGACCGUCGUUCAACAAAACCAAAGAGCUGUACGGCAACACGGACGUGAACAAGAAAUACACUUUCAAAGAACAGAGAAACACGGUGGCGACAAUACUCAGAUCGGACGAACUUGCGGAUAAGUACAUAAGGAAUGAUAAUAAACACUUCCUGUCCCGGGGCCAUUACGCAGCCAAAGUUGACUUUUUCUUUGCUUAUGAACAAACAGCAACGUUUUACUAUGCGAACGUUGCCCCGCAGUGGCAGAUCUUCAACGGUGACAUGUGGGCCGAUCUGGAAUCGACUACCCGGUCAAAGUUGAGCAAGGAAAACGGCACCAGACACGUGAUCGUCACCGGCACGUACGAAGUGUGCACGCUGCCCGACGUGGACGACAUCCAACAACCACUGUACCUUGACCUGCCCCGUAGCAUACCCGUGCCGCUGCUCUACUGGAAGCUGUACUACGAUGUGGACACGGAGGACGGCAUCGUGUAUAUCGGUCUCAACAACCCCUACAAGGAGAUCGACGACAGCGUGUACAUAUGUCCUAACACAUGUCCGGACGGUUACCAUGGUCGCGGUUACCAGGGCCGCGAUCCCCAAAAUCAUCCAUCAGAGACCGAACCAGACCGCGGUCACCGGAACGACCCCGAACCGGACGCCAACGACGGGCUCAUCUACUGCUGUACCAAAGAGUCAUUCGAAGAUGCUUACGGCAAGCUGGACCCAAUCGUAUACCGACAGCUCAUGUGAACACAAAAAAAAACAUUAAAUCCUAACUACAGCACCACGUGCUAUAUAGUUACUUACCUAUAGGUAGC
Myzus persicae (green peach aphid) is the source of this 1649-nucleotide messenger RNA. RefSeq lists its product as uncharacterized. NCBI's taxonomy places the organism in Eukaryota, Metazoa, Arthropoda, Insecta, Hemiptera, Aphididae. The record is from RefSeq and is a predicted model, not a curated record. Gene Ontology annotation, molecular function: nucleic acid binding; RNA endonuclease activity; metal ion binding. Bases 262 to 1581 code for a protein of 439 amino acids. Gene Ontology annotation, biological process: apoptotic DNA fragmentation. Gene Ontology annotation, cellular component: nucleus; mitochondrial inner membrane. The transcript has 5 exons.